CCGUAACAGGGGCUCACCAUGAGUUGUGUUCCACCACAGUGUGUGUGUGUGUUAGGUCAUACUGAACAGGGCUGGUACAGUGAUGUGAUUGGACUGGGGCUGGUUAAAGGGCUUAGGGGUUGAAAACACACCAGACCAGGGGAUUGAAUCCUCCUCUCGUUAGUAGCAGGGAGACAGAUAUUGAGUGGUGUGAAGUGUCUGAGUGGGCCAUGGUGACUGCUAACCAGGCUCUGAAGGCAGUAGGCCUGUUCAUAGCUUAUCUACUGAAGUCCAUCACAGACCUGUUCCUCACCAAGCCUUUGUGGGCCAGCCUGAAGGUUCUGGAGGACACUGACCUAAGGGCCACCGGAGGAAUUCAUGAGACAUAUAAGGCCAAAGCUCUGUGGGAGAAGACUGGGGCAGUGAUCAUGGUGGUACGACGCCCUGGAUGCUUGUUGUGCAGAGAGGAGGCCAUUGAGCUGUCCUCUCUGAAGCCCCAUCUAGAGGAGUUGGGGAUCCCUCUCUUAGCUGUGGUCAAAGAGAACAUUGGCCAUGAGCUGGACGCCUUCAAGACAUGUUUUACUGGGGAAGUCUAUGUAGACCAGAAGAGAGCGUUAUACGGUCCUGUGGAGCGUUAUAUGUUCCUGUCUGCGUUGCUGCGUAUCGGGGUGUGGAGAAGCCUGUGGAGGGCCUAUAGGAAGGGCUGCACAGGAAAUAUAAUCAAAGGAGAAGGUCUUGUACUGGGGGGAGUGUUCGUCAUUGGGCCCGAAGAUCAGGGAAUUCUGCUUGAGCACCGUGAGAAGGAGUUUGGGGAUAAAGUCAACCUGCUGGCUGUACUCAGAUCAGCCAGGAAAAUUCAAGAUUGCUUGGCUACUGCGAAAUAGUUUACACAAACAGUCCCCAUACAGUCUUUUUAAUUGUAUUUUUAAAUCAUCACUGUAUGUAUAAUACAUCACUGUGUGUUUAUUUCAUGAAAAUAACUCAUUUAUUGUCCUUUUGCCAUUGAAAUACUCAGUCUGAUCAUGUGGGCAUGUCGAUACAAAUUUAAAUAUAUUUACAUACACUGCCCUAAUUUGCCAGAUAGGAUCGUCUGGACUAUAGAGCCUACCUAACUUUUAACGUGGAGCGAUUCCAAUUUUCCACUUAAUUUGUAUUUAGUGACACAUUUCCCCCCCUAUUUAGUGACAUGUUCACCCCCUGGUUUAAAAGCACAUGCAUGAAUGGUUCUUUAUCCAUUUAACAUGGUAGUUUUGGUUCUUUUAUGCAGGAAUGACUUUCCACUCACAUGUGUUAGCCUCUCAUUGUCUAUGAGUAUGCACUUUUGUGUAAAAUGUAUAAUCUAUAGUGAAUGUAUUUGUGCUACUUCACAGUAUGUCUGUCAGUCUCUGUGCAUAGAAUUUUUACUUUAAAUUGUACUUUUUUCUGGCAUCCAUAAUCCUGUAGGUGAUUUAUACAUAAUUGAAAUUGACCCAGCAGACCCACCCCCAAAACCAGCAGAACCUUUCCCGUUUUCAUUGUGCUGAACCUGUCCUGAUCUCAUCCCUGGAAAUGUCCUGUCAACAGUGCUGUGUUGUCCUGUGUACUGGUCUCACUACUGUCCGGUUGUUGUCAUGGGACUGUGUGGGUGUUAAUGAAGGUCUGUGUCUAAACUCUGAAUGAUGAGAGCUCAGGGCUGAUGCUUACACACGCAGUCACACUGCUCAAUGGACAAAGAUAAGGCUCGCUACCAGGAAAAUGCAUGAACUGUUACAAAGCAUUUGAGAAUAAUAAAGUAUAUAUUUAUUAAA
This is a messenger RNA of Salmo salar (Atlantic salmon), 1766 nucleotides long. Its product is annotated as peroxiredoxin-like 2A. The record is from RefSeq and is a predicted model, not a curated record. Gene Ontology annotation, molecular function: antioxidant activity. Lineage: Eukaryota; Metazoa; Chordata; Actinopteri; Salmoniformes; Salmonidae.